Messenger RNA from Macadamia integrifolia, 1868 nucleotides. RefSeq names its product pentatricopeptide repeat-containing protein At1g01970. NCBI's taxonomy places the organism in Eukaryota, Viridiplantae, Streptophyta, Magnoliopsida, Proteales, Proteaceae. Gene Ontology annotation, molecular function: protein binding. The coding region runs from base 167 to 1429 and encodes 420 amino acids. The record is from RefSeq and is a predicted model, not a curated record. The transcript has 2 exons.
UUCACUUUAUCAUUUCUUCCCUCACUCCUCUCCUCAGUCCUCUCGCGGCAGCCCUGCGAUGUUUACGUUGUUUUGAAUUUCUUACUCCUAUUGCUCAGGCUUGCAUUUUGACGACUCAAAGUUUUCGUUAUUUUUUCCUCUAUCAGUCUAUCAAAUUUAUCAAUUUAUGGGCUUCUCUGGUUGUUACAUGCAAUCUUACUCUUACCCAGUUAAGCCAUUCACCCCUGUCAAUUGGAGAACCCAUCAAGAACUUCCAUGGAGGGUAUCUCUCUCUUGGAACCCGAGAACACUAAACCCUAUUAAAUCCACUAUACGGUCAGCAAUGGUUACAAUUGAAGGAGAAGAAACAGAAGAUGAUGGUGGUUUGAAAGAAGAGAGACCGAGGUUGAAGUGGGUUGAGGUAGGCCCUAAUGUAACAGAAGAACAAAAGCAGGUGAUCUCUCAACUCCCGCCGAAGAUGACCAAACGAUGUAAGGCCCUUAUGAGACAGAUCAUUUGUAUCUCCUCUCAAGAGAAAAAUCUAUCUCAGUUAUUGGACGCGUGGGUGAGAAUCAUGAAGCCCCAAAGAGCCGAUUGGCUUGUAGUUCUUAAAGAGUUGAAGAGGAUGGAGCAUCCACUGCUAUUAGAGGUAACAGAACUUGCCCUCCUACAAGAAUCAUUCGAAGCCAAUGUUCGUGAUUACACCAAGAUAAUUCAUGGUUAUGGAAAGCAAAAUCGGUUGCGAGAUGCAGAAAAUGCUUUCCUAACCAUGAAAAACAGAGGCUUUUCCUGUGAUCAGGUGACACUUACAGUUCUGAUUCACAUGUACAACAAGGCUGGUGAUCUUAAGCAGGCUGAAGCAACAUUCGAAGAGAUCAAGUUGCUGGGGGUUCCAGUGGAUCAAAGAGCCUAUGGAUCAAUGAUUAUGGCUUAUUUGAGAGCUGGAAUGACCACCCAAGGAGAAAAUUUACUAAGAGAAAUGGAAAUGCGGGAAAUAUAUGCAGGAAAAGAAGUUUUUAAGGCGUUGUUAAGAGCUUACUCCAUGGUUGGUGAUACCGAAGGAGCUCAAAGAGUGUUUGAUGCUAUCCAGCUUGGUGGGAUGACCCCUGAUGUUAAGCUGUGUGCACUUCUCAUUAAUGCUUAUGCAAUGGCAGGUCAAAGUGACAAUGCACGUAGUGCGUUUGAAAAUAUGAUGAGAGCUGGACUUGAGCCUAGUGAUAAAUGUGUGGCAUUGAUGUUGGCUGCUUAUGAAAAGGAGAAAAGGCUUAAGAAGGCAAUGGACCUUCUCAUAGAUUUGGAAAGAGAUGGUGUUAUCAUUGGCAAAGAAGCAUCAGAGAUCUUGGCUGGGUGGUUUCGUAAGCUAGGGGUGGUUGGUGAGGUAGAAUUUGUAUUGAGAGAAUUUUCGAAGAUGGAUGUGAAGAAACUGCCCUCUAGUUUCCUUAGAGCUUAGUUGAGUUGUUUACUCUGGGGCUUAUCCCCAUAAUUAAUCACUGUGUAGUGGGGCUAAUGGCAUAUGCAAGGAAUGGACUUUCCAUGUACUAGUUGUGGAGUUCCUGGUCCAUGUGUAAAGAUAGCCCUUAUCAGUGGCAAAAAUCAUCUGAGUAUGGACACUGGUUUGAUUGUUUUCUCAGUGGACCCGUAUUUUUUUUUUUUGGGGGGGGAAGUUUUCCAAGGCUAACCCAUCAACAUGGUUCUGAAUAUGUAAACAAAUUGUCUUUCCUCCCCCACCCCCCACCCAACACCUUGGUUAGGGGAAACAAAUGGUUGGGUUUGUCAUCUUUGUAGGCCACUAGAGCCUGCAUCUGCAUUCUCCAAAGCUAAUGAUUUAUAUUAAUCAUUUGACAUUAAAUGAUGGUUUGGAAAGACAUAAUGCGUGAUGUUUCCUGCUU